Homalodisca vitripennis (glassy-winged sharpshooter) is the source of this 2625-nucleotide messenger RNA. Its product is annotated as somatostatin receptor type 2-like. Gene Ontology annotation, molecular function: somatostatin receptor activity; peptide binding. Gene Ontology annotation, cellular component: neuron projection; membrane. Bases 572 to 1852 code for a protein of 426 amino acids. NCBI's taxonomy places the organism in Eukaryota, Metazoa, Arthropoda, Insecta, Hemiptera, Cicadellidae. The transcript has 7 exons. Gene Ontology annotation, biological process: G protein-coupled receptor signaling pathway. The record is from RefSeq and is a predicted model, not a curated record.
CGCGCCUGUAGAACAGUGCUGACGUCCGCCCUCACGCCUCCGGACACCGUAUUCCUUGGAAAAUAACAAGCCAAUGGUGUAUUAAGGAUUCUGCUUCUGAUUGUGGAAAACGGACAAAUAAAGAUGGAUUUACGUGAAUUGAAUUUCUCUAAUCCUUAUAUGAGACAUAAGCGUCAGAGGUGCUACAAAUAAUUUUUGGAAACGUGAUCUGCAUUUACAUACAAAGAGGUGCUCUGCGUUAUGAAAACCCAAUUGAAGAAGACAAUGAGUCUCUACUGACUACUUAUGAACAAAACAAUCAAAUACAUAUCAAUAGUCGUUUGUGGCAGAUAAAAUAUAGUUGGACUUUGGUGUAGAAUAUACCUUUAGAAUACGCUUAUCUAAUAUUGCCAAGUAUUUGUUAAUACAGGCAAAUUGUAAUUUUAGAAAUAUAAAUAUUGAGAAAGAUGUUGAGGAAUAAAUAUAGUAUAGUUAAUAUUAGGAAAUUAUGUUCUUUAAAAACGGUCUGAGUAUAAGGUUUUUGCAAUUGAGAGCUUAAAUGAUACCUUAGGACCCAAGAUUGUAGGAUAACAUGGCGAAGGACUUCACAACUCCCGUCUGGUUAGCGGAAGAUUUGGGAGAUGUAGUGAAUAACUCCCUGUACGGCAACAACUCCCUUAACGAGACUAUGUUCAACUGCAACACAGACCAGCCGACGCUCUACUUCAUCACUCAAGUGCUGUACGCGCUUGUCUGCAUCGUCGGCCUCUUCGGCAACUCCCUUGUGAUCUACGUAGUUCUACGGUUCAGCAAGAUGCAGACGGUCACCAAUAUGUACAUCGUUAAUCUAGCUAUCGCCGACGAGUGCUUCCUCAUCGGCAUACCCUUCCUGAUCGCCACCAUGAGCCUUCAACUCUGGCCCUUCGGUAACAUAAUGUGCAAAAUCUACAUGACCACGACUAGCAUAAACCAGUUUACAAGCAGCAUUUUCCUGACCAUCAUGUCUGCUGACCGUUAUGUCGCCGUGUGCCACCCCAUCUCAGCGCCAAAGAUCAGGACCCCUUUGAUUUCUAAAGUCGUCUCAUUCACCGCAUGGACUGCCAGUGGCUUCCUCAUGAUACCCGUCUUCAUGUACUCCAACAUCGAGAACAACAGCUGCAACAUCAUCUGGCCAGAGACGGAACAAUUGAGUGGUAACACUGCAUUCACUCUGUACUCCUUCGUCUUGGGGUUCGCCAUCCCGCUGAUGCUGAUAUUAUGCUUUUACGUUCUGGUGAUAAGAAAACUCAGAACUGUUGGACCAAAAAAUAAAUCUAAAGAGAAGAAAAAGUCCCACAGGAAAGUGACAAAACUGGUUCUAACAGUGAUUACAGUGUACGUGGUUUGUUGGCUGCCCUACUGGAUAACUCAGGUCGCCCUCAUCUACACGCCUCCCAAGGCGUGUCAGUCGCACUUCGCCAUCACCAUUUUCCUCCUGGUCGGCAUCCUCAGCUACUCCAACUCUGCUAUGAAUCCCAUCCUGUACGCCUUCCUCAGCGACAACUUCAAAAAGAGUUUCCUUAAGGCUUGUACGUGUGCGGCCGGGAAGGACGUGAACGCCGCACUCCAUAUGGAGAACAGCGUGUUCCCUAGAAAACACAACCGAGGGGGCUCCGAGAGGCUGAGGACAACGAAGGGGACGACAGCCAUCAUCUGCCAAGGAGGCGCAGAGGACGACCACGGAGAGACGGGACCACUGGUGAGCAAGACUGACCACUCCACCGCUGUGACCUCCAGGUCGACCGUGACAGUGACCAGUGACGCCAAGGACAGCGCGGUCACCACUCCGGUCAAGAACGGUGUCAAGAUCGUGGUUCCUCCUGCAGAACUCUAGGACACAUUUUCGUCCAGAGAUACGGUGGUCAGUGGCAUGCUUGAGAGUGCCAUCUAACCCCCCUCUGGGCGAAUCCACUUCACAUAUCCUCAUUGUAAAUGCUUACGAAUAGAUUAAAUACGAUCAACUACUGUGAUAUCACUACCGAAUAAGCGAAGGCCGUCAACCGUAAUGUGGACUCAGACUAGAUCAGACUUCUACAGUACCAGAUUACUAAACCAAAGAACUGAAAUAAUGAUAUCGUAACUUUUAUGUGUUCAAACAAAUUUAUGUCUACUAUUCAUUUUUUACUAUUUUCGUUUUAUUAGCUCUCUCACUCAAAUUGUAUAGUAAGAGAUAAUAUGUUUCACUUUUCUGCAAUAUAAUUUGAAUAUGCAUUGUCAGAUUUAUACAAAAGUCCUAAUACAUUUAAGCAUUUAUUAUAGAAUUUCUUUCAAAGUUGGCCUUCUUCAUUGUUACUUAACCAUAAGUUUUCUAUUUUUGUACAUAACCAUUGUGUUAUCAUCGAUAUAUAAUCUAUGAUAUAAUUUAUUCUCUUUGCUACAAGUGAUGUACAGUGAUUGUAACUGAUUAUAUGUAAAUGUAGUUUAAGUUGUAUAUAUGAUUACGUGAUACAUGUUAAAAUACGAUUUGUAAAAAUGCAACAUCCUCCUCAACAUGCAGUACUGAGCCCCGUACGCCAUUUUGUUGAAGAGAUGAUGCAGUUGUAAGUGAAAUGCAACAUUUUCUUUGCAGUGUAUAAAUAAUUUUGUAUUAAAUUCUUGUUAAUAGUA